AUGACUGGAUCUAGGGAGGAAGAAGUCACCAAUGGGAAAGAUCAACCCGAAGUAUCAGAAGGUCAGUCCGAUCCCACGAAGGAAAGUUCUCAAUCUGGAAUCCCGUUUGAAGGAAUAGCCCAUGUGUGGGGAUACUCUGUCCUCCACUUUGAUUUCCGUUCAUGGAUAGGCUCCUCAUGGUUCAGCACACCAACAGCACCUGGAACCCUGAGCUCCUCAGGAGGGUGGGGAUUGUACUUCUUGGAUCAGCUGGGGGUGUGGACAUGCGGAGAUUUUUGGCCAUGGGUUGCCAGAUGUUUGUUAAGUGCCAUCGUGGUUUUGGGAGCAAUUUUGAUUCUCUACUUGCUAUUGGUUAUCUGCCGGCCCUGUCAAGCUUUCUGCAAAUGUUGCUGCAGACAGACCAGAGCAGUAGCCAAAGAGGUGGGGGAGCUCCUCCCCGAACUUAGACCUGGGGGCACAUACGAAAAGCUGGAUAUCCGUGGACCCGCCUCUAGCGGGGGCGUCGAUUCCGAAUUCUACCAACGAGGCGUCAAGGGUCGAGGUUCAGAAAGAAAACCCAAUGACGUAGCUGUUGUGGUGAAUGACCAAAUAGCUCGCUUGAAGGUAGACGGGGAUCAUUGGGCACGUGUGGAUCGAUACGGGUUAUGGGUUCGUCUCCGUGGAGUGAAGGGUUCCACGUCGAAAGCGCUUCGCCAAACGUUGGAACAGGAGGGGAAAAUCCAUCUCUGUCGCGAGCAGCGGUGUCCGCUUGAAUUGCAACCAACACCCGGUCUACAUUGCAAAGCUUACGCUUCGGUGGAUGCCAAUGGGCUGGUGGAUUUGGGAGCUUAUGCAGGGUGGUCCACCCGCAGGGUGAUCGUCUUGAUGGGUCGAUGGCUACGUAGAAUGGUGCGGGGGCUUAGUCUCUGCGUGUACUAUCUGACGGGAUGGUUCAUUCUCAGACAACUCUGGGCAAAGCGGACGCCACCCAGAACCAUAGUCGAAGGAGCCGUCGUCAGACCCUUGGAUGCGGAAUCUGAAUCUGAAGUAGAGGUACAAGAUGACCCUUGUGAGGCCGUAUUAGUCGGUUUGGAACAUGGAGGCAAACCGAGAGCAUUGGCCACAGACCCAUGUGCAGAUCGGGCUAUCGGAGAGCCGGUCCGGCUCCUGGAGAGGGACAGAGAACUCUCUGACGUCAAAAGGAGAUCCUCCGUCAGGCUUUGCGACCAUCAUCGGCAGCUCUACGUGGCGGCAUGUUCAAGCCGAAAAUGCAGCGUGUUGGCUUGCUACGAACAGGUUGAUGGUGCCAAACAGGGAGUUCCCCUCUGCAAGCACCACCUGACGGACCUUGGUGGUUGUGCUCGCCCUACCCGCAGGGUUAGCUGGACACAUGAGAGAGAUAGCUCCAUUGCACGAUCCGAGGCAUCUAUGUCCGAAGGAGAAUGCCUCACCCCUGCACGAAGAAGCCGCCGGAUCAUCUUUGACGGCGCUGAACGACUUGGGCCCAGGGCUGCUUCGGCCGAUCCUAGUGAAUCCCAGAAGAAGAUUGAAGGCAAGCUUGAGAAGGGCCCGUGCAUGGUGCUCCUCAGACCAAAGUCAUUACAAACCGCGGAGGCCCCACCCAGGUGGACUGCAUGGUUGGGGCGCAUCGAGGGGUUCGCCGAAGAAGGGCGCAGCCAGGAGCUGCUCGAAGUCCACAUCCCUUCCUUGAAGCAAACGUGUGUGAUCCACAGAAGGCUGUUGAAAGGGUCCCCUCGAGACAACGGGGCGGGUCGAAUUAGUAAGCAUUGGGUGCAGAAGUUCCUUCAGCAUACCCAUGACGAAGAAGUCGGCCAAGGGAUAUCGGUCUUGGUCGCGCGCCUGUCCGAAGACCAAGCAGCGGCCCUGAAUGCCUGGGACGGUGAGGUGACGGAUGAAGGAGCGAAGCCAAGUAAAGCCUGGCAGGGGAGACUCUACCGGGAGAUCCUCCCACAUGCUGAUGCAUAUUUGCGUGAAGAAGCUGAGAUGUCCGACGACUUUAUGACACCGCCAAAGCCGAAAGUCGAGCUGGAAGAGGGUGCGGGACCGGCGAUUCCACCCUUCCCAGACCUAGAUGAUUCAGAUCGCCAGGGAAGAAUGGAGGCGGCUCGAAGAGCUCUUGACCAGCACAUUGAGGGAGAGAUAGAUUCCGAAGUGUUGCAGACCGUGGCCACUGCCUUCGACCUAGAUCAUGAGCAACUGGCUCAGUCGAUGUAUGCGAGGAAUCACCGCCUUAGCUACUCGAAGCCAACGACACCACCAGGAUUGGGAGCCGACCAAAGCGAAAUGGAGUUUGCAAGAAGACCCGUGACGGCAACUAUGCCAGGAGGAGUGACCGUAAAGCCAGCAGUCCCCCGGCCGGCGAAUCCACUUCUGCCGAGGAGCUCCUCCUCAAUCUCCCCGGUCCAGAGAGGUGGAUUGUCGCUCUUUCCCAAGGGGUCAGGCGGUCGAAACAGUCUCGUGAAACCAGCAUCGGAGCAGAUGCCGGAGGGCAGAGCAGGAGCCACGUUCGGAGAAGCCCUCGGAGACAGCACACAAGUCCAGAGCGCGGACCGCAUCAUUCACGCCAUCGACGGUCUGAGAAGAGCACAGGAUGACGACAAAAACCUCACGAAAGGGACCUUGAGUUCUAUCAAAGAGGCGGAGAAGAUGGACGUCUUCCUGGCACGAGGCUGUGGCACCCUGACCGUUGAACUCGCACCGGGAGUGUACGGGAAGGAACUUUUCCACGCGGGGAAAAGGGUGGCAAAUCACGCUCGCCAUAUGCUGCACUUGAUCAAAUGGCCGGUGCUGAUGACCAACAGGGUCCUACUUGGCAUCGCUGGUCUGUGGUGGGGUGGCAAAGACACCUAUACCUUGCACGCAAGUGACUGCGUUACCGCUCGGUCCGAGCAGUUGGACAGUUGGAAUCCGUCCUCCGACAACAAGAUCGAAAAUCGCAUGAGACCACCAGGAGUCUUCAACACUUGGCUCAGGUACGCGGAAAACUCAGUUCGCGUGUUUGGAUCCUGCUAUGGUACAGAGCAUAUCCAAGAAAGGCUCGAUUGUCUCCAAGCCCUGAAGGAGGCCCAUGAAGAAGACGAGCAUGCCUUCCCAGCUGCCUACUGCAUCGAGCUCUUUGAGGAACUUGUCGCGGCUUGGUGCGAAGAACUGCGAGAAAGCAGAAGGAAACUCUGCUCUCUGCUGGGGACCGAAAAUCCACGGCUUGAAGACCUGAAGCUGCUAGCUUUGGCGCCGGGAGCGGAUGGGCAAGCAAACUUCCAGUUUCCAAGCAUAUGGGAUCUGGGCGACCCGAACGGAUAUUACCAGACAGUUGUGGUACCCAGGCAGCAAAGGCAAAUGUCGAGGCUGCUCCACAAGCAGCUGCACGACCACAACCUCAAGCAGAAGAAGACAGCUGGUCCAGCUGAAGAUGAAGAGCCAAGGACAGGGAAAGCCCCAAAGCUUAACCUGAAAGACAAAGAGGCCGAUGGAUAUGCGGGCGGCAGCAUGAAAUCAGCCUACCCAGCUGGAAAACGGCUUACACAAGGAGAAGCUUCACGGUCCGUGGAGCACGCACCUAAGGAUCCCAAGACCAACAAACCUAUCUGCUGGGAUGCGGCCACACACAUGGGAUGCACAAGAGGCGACAAGUGCCAGCACGCGCACGAGCCUUUGCCGGGAUUGGCCAAACUUGACUACACAGUUGCCAUGCAGGUCAUUCGAAGAGGAGGACUCAAAGGUGGGCCGAAAAUCGAUCCCAAAGAGGUCGACGGAAGGGUCGCUCAGCUGCGAACCCAGGCAGCGGCGGAUAAGGCCGACAAGAUCCAACCUAGCAAGAAAGCGAAAGUCAAGCCCAAGCCAAAGGCCAAAGCUGGGAAGGAAGCUGAGGGUAAAGCUGAAGAAGACAAGGUUGGGAACACCCAGUGGGUCGCACCUGAAGACUAUGAUAUCCCUCUGACCCAUCUCGAGACUGACUUGCAAGAGAAGGUUCAGGGCCCAGAUGAGGGCUGGCUGCGAAUACCCUCACAACCCACUGAGCAAGAAGCCGCUCCGGCUUGGGAUGACCAGAGCCAAGAGGAGCGGGAAAGGCUGAAACGAUGGAAGUCGCUGGAGGAGAAAGGGGUUCUGGCGGCCUUGGAGUCGCCCACGGAUUAUCUCAGGUCCCAUGUGAUUGCACGCAUGAUGGCAGCACAAGAUGAAGGAUAUGAACUGGAGCUGAACCGGUGUCUCGAAGAUGCGGCAGAACAUGGACAUCCCGCGCUCUCUAAGGAAGCCGGACGUCAACUUGAGCUCCUCAAGCACGAGCCAAAAGCGGGUCACCAAGCGGAUGUCGAAUUUACGCCCAUCACAUGGGACGAGGGUAUUGGUCAUGGCCUGUUGAACUUUCAAGGAAACUUGUCGCAUAUCGGCUCAGUCACGGUCCGUGACUACCAGGAUCGCUUGAACGCAAAAGACAGCGAGGUCCCACUGCAAGACGGGCAGUUGGAAGAAGAGCGCCAAUGCCUGCCUCUUCAUGUGGGUGUCGGGUUAGCGUUGGCCGAUGAUCCAUCUGUAGAACUACGAGAGGCCGUAGCCAGAGCCAACCAGUUGAGAAAACAUCUCUGGGAUGAAGCAGUGGAGGCUCACGCACACCUUGGCGAUCCGCCAGCGUGGAUACCUGAGGGCGAGCACUUCUUGCGUCAAAACGUCCAUGAUUGCCUCUAUCCUCACCACGAGAAAGACUACCGCGCCUUGCAAACCCUCACAGGAUCCAUGCUGCAAGGAUACACGUUGGCGGUCCUCAGGAUUUCCUAUUUUGGUCGGUUGGAGGUCGACUUGCUCCACGGAGAUGAUGCUGGCAAUGGGAAGCUAGUUUUCGUUACCAUCCACCGGGGGCAUAUGCGCCUGCUUCUUCCACAACAGCCCCAGCAGCUGUUGGAUCACCUGAGGACUGCAGACAAGGUCACCAGGGAACUUCAGGUUGAACAUUGGAGGGUGAUCUUGGACCAGAGCAAAGUGGAGGAUCAGAUGGUUCCAGCCAAGUCCCCCGCCUGCACAAGAUGCCAGCAACAGCAGCAAAGGCCUUAUCGUGUUGGUGAAGGAUUCCCGUUGCCACCGGCUUCAUUUGAGUCCUGCUUGCAGGAUGAUCCACAGGCUCUUCAAAACAGCGGUGUGCCUCUGCGAAAAAGGCUCGCCUUCGCCUAUGGGCCAAUUGGUCAAGAGGUGUACGCUGGAUGGGCAGGAUGGACCAAGGGGCUUCAGUACCAGGGGAUCCCGUGCGGAGAACCCAUUGAAUACUAUGAGGACCCGAUCGAGCAAAAGGGCUUUAAGCCGCAGCAUGAUACCCGUGACCCGAAGGUCCGAGAACGAUUGCUGGGAUUAGCUGGUGCUCCACCAGGGCCCGAUGUCCCCAACACUUGGCAGCUUGGAGUCGUUUGUACUUCCUUCUGCGACCACCAGCUGAAGAACGGUGGCAGCAGGACCUGGCAACGCCCACAAGGCGACGGCACUCGUCCCUCUGAAGUUCAAGGAAAUGAAGACGCAGAGUUCGCAGCCGAACUUUGUACGGUUCUGGCGGACAACGGAAGAGUCUUCGCAUUGGAGAGUAGCGCGCCGUCGGGCCGCUACCCCAAGAUAUGGGACCUGCCUUGUAUGCAGAGGCUCCGCCGCCGCACCGGCGCAAAAAUUGUCUCUAUGGCUAUGUGCGCUUGGGGUCUGGGACCGCCUGAGACUGAGGAGGGCCUGUUUCAUCGCAAGCAUUCUUGGUGGCUGGUCUCCCCAGAACUCUACCCAUGGGCCUUGUUAUUCCUUGGUAGGCAGUGCCCAGGAGUCGGCCCGACUCACCAGCACGCACCCUUGAAGGGACCCAGUCCAAUUCCUCAAGUACCUCUCACUCGACUGGCACAGCAAUACGCACCAGCUUUGUGUGCAGCCUGGGGUCUGGUAGUCCGAGCAGCCUUUGAAGAAUGGAGCUGGACAACAUAUCUGCAAGAGCACAGCGUGCUCAAAGCCCUAGAGAAAUGUUGGACCGAACUGGACGCACCCCCUUGGCCGGCUGAUCCAGCCAAUACGUUGGAGCGAACCCUUGGCCAACAUUUGGCACCGGUGGUUGCUGGCCAAGCGGAUGGACCAGGCCUCCCACAUGGCUACACCUGUUCAGGAUGCGAACUCCAACAGAUGGUCUACCCUUGUACGUUUUGUGGGGGGGAGGGGUCUGUUUCCGAUCCCGAAAAGCAAGCUGAGGGGCAGGGCACAAGGGCAGGCAGCGUCGACGACGCCAAUGGCCAAAGCACUGCUGAGAAAUACUUGGAGGUAUGCCAGAGUGCUUACAGCAAGGAGGCAGUGAGAAAAGCCACAGAGGCAGGAAAUGCGUUGUUGAGGGCCGCCGGCUCGGUGCCAAGAGCAGCUGAAUUAGUCAACAAAGCGAGGCUGAGGAAGUAUGGGGAACACUUCCAGAAGGCAAAGGAAGGAGCAUUGAAAGGGCUCAGCCCCCUACACGAGCAAUACUUGAAAGACUGUGUGCUCAAGGGCGUGCCCAGCCGAGCUAAGAGUACCCCCAAGAGAGAGAAGGCCCGAAACCACGGCUCCGUCAGGGGGCACGAGGAAGAGAUGCUGCAGAAGGCAUGGAAAGACGCAUCUUAUGGGGCGGUACUUCUGUGUUCCACAGAGACCGAGGACCAAGAAGAAAAUCGGCAAAUCGACCAGAUACUGACCGAGAGCAAGGUGGCCGAGAGCCCUCUCGGCCGAGUGCCCAAGCAAAACCCCGACAGAACCAUCUCAGCGGAAGGUCGUCCCAUCAACGAUAUGCGAGCCAGGAAUGCUUCGGGCUCCAAAUACGACCACCCACCCGCCGCUCAGCCUAGGCACAGAGCAGUGGUCAGGCAAAGCCUUUGGUGGAGGGUGCGACACCCGAAGGUUCCACAGAGGUGUGCGAAACGCGAUGUGCCAAGGGCUUUCAAGUGGCACUUCCUCAAGCCGGGCGAUGUCCCUGAAUUCUGCACGAGGAUUCUAGGUGUGCUGAUCCUGAGUCUGGUGAUGGUGUUCGGUUGGGUAGGAGCGCCAGGGGAGUUCGUGAUAUGGGCCACCGCAGCCCAAAAGCACCACGGGUCGUUCCGACCAUGCCAUCCUCAAUUCAACGAUGUGGUUCCCUACACCAGCCGAUGGCUGAUGGAUGACGGCGUGGUGGUAGAGCCACUAGUGGGGAAUAGGAUCCAGGGAUCCCUGUCAGCAAUGGAUGCAGCUAUGGUAUCAGUCUGGGGCCCUGGAGCCAUCAAUCUCGACAAGCUCGCCGAAGAAGGCACCCCGGCAAAAUCCCAGCUCCUGUGGGGCCUCCACCUAGACUUUGAAGAACAGGUUGUGGUCCUCCCGGAACCGAAGCGAAUAAAGGCGAAGUAUCUCCUAAGAGAGCCUCAGCUUCAAAGGGGGUGCCAACGAGUUCGUACCAAGCUGCUCCGAGAACUGGCAGGGACAGCGCAGUAUUGGGCCGUCUCCGCCCCGGAGAUUGCACCCUAUCUACCAGUCUUUUACAGGCUCCUGCAGCAGGAAGUAGGCGAUCAUGAAUGGGUGAAACCCAGGGGCUCCGAGAGUGAGCUAGAGGCUGCCUGGGCUGAGUUCUGGGAUGCGCUCGAUUGGGUUCGCCUCCAGAUGGAAAAGCCUUGGGGAACCAGUUUCAGAGCAGCUUUCGGCAAGCUCCUGCCGUUAAGGGAAAGGCUCGCACUCCCUGGCAUGGCCGCUUCGGCCCGAUUCGUUGGAGGAGAUGCCACGCUAACCAGGCUCGGAAGCACUGAUUGGAAGGAUAGAUGCUACCACAUGGCGGACAGCAGCAGAUACGUCAGGGCCGUGAGCGAAGUCGUAGGGGGCGGAGAUCACUUGGAGAUCAUCGGAGUGAUGGAGCUUCUGACGUUCAUUGUCCUGGCAGCGGCGCGGAAGGAAACCUGGCAGGGGCAACUGAUCCUUUAUGUGACUGACAACAUGAAUGUCAAAGCAUGGUUACGUACCAGGCGCGCUUCAAACAGAUACGUGAGGGCGCUCUUGCUGCUGCUCCAGCGGCUCGAAGCGGAGAAUAGCUUCACUGUCGAUGGAGCGUACGUCCGUACCUACCACAAUACUCUCAACGACUGGCUGACAAGGGAGGAUGAAGACAAGGUCCAUGCGGAAAUGGAAAGCAGUGGCUGGACCCGCCUCGAGCUCAAUGAGGACUGGGAAGGACUCCUGCGAGAAGCCAUGCGCCCCACGUUGAAGCUACCAGGGGAGAAGGGCCCGAGUGCAGCUUUAGCCAUUCAGCUGGCCAACGAACAGCAAACCGUGCAUGCCUUCCCCGCCAAGAUCGAACCAAAGCCAUUCAAAGGGGGACUCCACCAAAUCCGGCUAGGGUCGGAACUACUGACGUUCGAGCUGGGGUGGGCCAAGGGCGGAGGAUCGAUCGCAAGCCAGGCGCAAGCUGACUGGAUCGUCUGUGUUCUCACUCAAGACCCAAAAGGGCGGGAGGCAGACAUCCUUCUAAAAACCCUCGCCAGAACUGAUUGGAGAGGACGACUUAUCGUUGACCAGCCCAGGGAGCUCUCUGAAACCAGCCGAAAUCGCCUGAUGCAGCUUCAGGUUCAAUGGGGUCAGGCACAAGUGGUCGACUAUCAGACUUCACACCACGGCAGCUUCUUUGCCAGGGCCAGAAGACUUUGGCUUUUUGGAGGAACGGCCGACGAAAAGGAGAGAGUUCAAGCAUGGCGAGUUGCACAAGUCAACGAGUGUCAGAUGUUACCUCUGCGAUCCGCAGAGGAGUCAGGUAAGGGAUUAUGCCCGCCCGACUACCUUUUCACGAGAGAACCAAACCUCAUCACCACCGGAGACAAGUGGCUUCCAAAACCAGUCGGCCACUUGGUUGACGUGCGCGCCGGCAGCAGGCACCUGGUCCAUAGCACACGGGGCCCAGCUUGCGGACCUAGGCUCACAGGUGAGCGUCUCAAGAUCCCAGGAGGCACCCUGUUGGAAGAUGGGACGGGUCUGGUCCGUCCUCUCCUCCCAGAAGAGGUGUGGGAAAUGCAAGGGGGCCUCGCAGAGGAUUGGCGUUCCGCCGACUCGAAGAGAAAGGAUCGCAUGAUAGCAGCUGCAGUCCGGGAGCCAGGCUGGCAAGUGGCUAUGAGUCUCAUGCAGGCUCUGACUGGAACCGAUGGGAAGGCAGGAGUCCUGGACCCCGAUGAGAUCCAAGCCCACGAGCAACUAGAGGUCUGGCUGCGAGCGUGGGGGAGGAACCCGAAGGCUCCCUCUUCCGAGCUUUUCCUUACUUCGUGGAAAGAGCCACGUGUGGCAGUGGCACCCACUCAUGAGUUCGUGGGAGCGACAACCCAGGCGAAAGCAGGCGGAGGCAAACGCACCACCGUGAAGCCAGCACUCAGUGAAGUGGAGAGGCUGGUCCAGCCCGCAUCCAAAAGAGGCGGGACUACUGGGACCCCCCGCCCCCGAGGAGGGAGCACAGCAGAGCUUGACCAGGUAGCCAUGGAAGCUGUCUUGGCCAAACUGGCUGAUUCAACUCGCAGGGUCUAUGCAUCAGGCUGGAAGCAAUGGGCGUUGUACAAUGCCAGCUCGGGCACUCACCCGUUCCUUGACGGAGAAGAGCGCUCCGCUCGGACUGAAGACGAGCAGAGGUUGAUUCGGUUUGUAGUAUUUCUACAUCAAGUCAUGGGAAGGUCCAUAGGUGGGGUCAGACAAAGGUUGUCAGCCAUUCGUUAUGCACAUGUUGCGGCAGGAUACCCUGAUCCACUGGUCGGGCGACCUCGGUUGUGGGCAGCGGUUGCGGGUCUACAACGUUGGGAAGGCGCCCCAAAACGAAAGCUCCCUGUUACCCCCAACAUGUUGCGAUGGUUGGUCCAGCACUUGAAAAGUAGCGGUUUAUCAGUUGUCGAUCAAACCAUGAUCAAAGGAGCCCUUCUUACAGGUUGGUUUUUCAUGAUGCGGGCCAGUGAACUCUUGCCCAGUAUCAAUGGAGAAGACCCCAUGAAUAGGGCGCUCCGCCCAGCUGAUGUUGCUUUCUUUUCGCAUGGGCAGCCUACCAUAGGCGCCAAGGCCGAUGAAGUCGUAGUGCAGAUUAGAUCUUCAAAAACCGAUCAGUAUGGUAGGGGCCAAACACGGUCACACCACCGCUCCGGUGGAGAUCUCUGCCCUGUUGAAGCCUUAGCCGCGCUACAGGUCCUACAGCCCCAUCGGUGGCGCAGCCCUGAAGACGAGGCGCCUUUGUUCCGCUAUGAAGACGGGACGGGGCUUGACAGAGAGGGCAUCACCCAUUUCAUCAAGAUAGCUGCAUUGGCCGCCGGGUUUCCUGGCGAACUCGCUGGUUCACACUCACUACGUAAGGGGGGAGCCACUGCAUUUUUCGCAAGUACUGGGGACUUAGAAAGGCUUAAGAGGUACGGUGGUUGGUCAUCCGAUGCUGUUCAUGCUUACCUUUAUGAAGAUCAUACCGCUCAGAAAGGGAUUUCAGAAGGGAUGUUGGGUACCAGCCUCAUUACACUCCCCAGCCAAAAAGACCCCGGGGUCCGUAGGCAUCCAGCGGUUGUUCCAACUGAACCCCAAGAGUCCUAUCCUGGUUUAUUGGGGGUCCCUCAAGAUGAGUUAUUCCAUAACAGUCAUGGAGGAUCAAACCCUUUUAGCAGCCCAGUUGCCACGAAGCGAACAUCCAGAGCUCCUCGAGGCUCAAACACCAAUCGUGCAUUUUCGUGGGCACCAGAUCGUAAGGUAUCGUUUGCAGUGAAGGCUGGUGCUAUGGAUGCUACUGAUGAAAGUGCCGAUGGGGGACGAAAGCCAGCAGCUCCAGAUCGAGCCAAUGCAGCGAACCUCUUUGUAGCAGCUCACCCAGGACUAGAUCUUUAUCAAUUCCUGGGUGUUCCACCCGGUGCGACUCCAGCUCAGGUGCUCACCGCAUAUCGUCGCAGGUCCCGUGAGACUCAUCCAGACCGCUUUGCAACUGCUGGGGAAGAUGUCCAGAAAGCCAAAGGAGAGGAGUUUAAGAUGUUGGGAAUGGUCCGAGAGAUCCUCUUGGAUCCACUGAUGGCCACUCAAUACAUGAGGUGGAGACAAGAGCAAAUUGCUGCAAAGCAUGGGCGAGGCCGUUCCCCAGUUGUUCCAGCUGGUGUCUAUGCCAAGCAAGCUUCAUCAUUCCAACAAGCCAGAUCAAGUUUUGAUCGGUCCUCCACUCCUGCUGGCGCAGGAGCCAGCAGCUCGGGAGGAGCAGGCCGGGAGGUGCCUCGUAAACCGCCCCCCCCUUCACAGGGAUAUCCUGGAGGAGGAGCGCAAGGAGGACCGCCCCCAGCCAAAGCCCCUCCUGCUCCAGCAGGGACCGCGCAAAAGCCAAGGAAACCUCCACCGCCCGCGAAUCCGCCUACUCCGAGCUCAAGUGCGAAGCCAAGGAAAGCACCGCCACCAAGAAAUGAUGAUGGGAGGCCCAGAGGACCUACCACCCCACCAAUGCAAAAAAUGGCACCCACGCAAGCUAUUCCAAAGGGAGCACCGCCAACACCGGCCAAGCAUUUCCCCAGGGCGACCCAACCAUACACUGGAGGGGGCAUGGUGGACGAUUUGCGAGUUCCUCGCAUCGCACUGGCAGAUGCAGGGGUGAAACGAUCAGACGCUCCGUCUGAGUCUUGGUGGUCAGAGACGUCAUCCAGAUAUAGGGCCCCUUCGAGCUGGUUGGAGCCCGGGUCUGAGCCUUGGGUCGAAGAUGACCUUCCACCGGAGAGCACCGUCCCAGACAACGAGGAUGACUAUGUGUAUGUUGAGGUGGAAGCUGAAGACGAUGACAUGCACAUCCUCCAAGACCACCAAUUCGAUGAAGAAGAUUGGGACGAGCCGGCAUGGGAAGAGCUCCCUGAGGAGGGGACCGGGUCUGAGCAAGUCUUCCAAACCUUCGAUCAAGCCGUUAUGCAAGGACUGCUCCAGUUCAUGGAUUUCGUGAACAGAGGACGGGCCAAGAUGCUGAUUGAAGGUGCUCCACCUAUGACUUCUGUCCCAAAAGAGGUCCGGGAGGCAUGUUUGGGAGACCAUCCGGGGCUUCUAAAAAUGCAUCCCAGCGCAAAAGCAUGGCUAAUGGCAGGGACGAAAGGUGUCGAAUUCAAGAAGCCACCACCUCCUAAGCCUCCCAUGCUUUCGGCUCCCCCAAAGGUGGCUCCGCCGCCACUUCCAAAGCCAGCUCAUCCAGAACAGGUACCUGAGCCAAAGGAGCCGCCGAAAGCCCUAGCCCCCAAACCAGUUCCUCCAGUGCUGAUGCAGAAGACACCAGCACCAAAGAAGCCCCCUCCGCCACUGCCAGCAGCCAACUAUGCCAUGCCGGCAAGAGCUAUGGGACUCGGUUCAGGCGCAACAGCAUCAUCUUCUGAGGGCGCUCCGCCCACUGAGGUGAACCACUUUGGGUUUGACGAGUCUGAAGUCGACUAUGGUGAUGACGAUGAUCGAACCCCUGAGGAGAAGGCAGAAGAUGAGGAGCUGCUCGAGAAGACCAAGACGAAAGUGGAAGCUUUCCUGCGAGCACCCCCAGAGAUGAGGAAGACGCUUCGCUCCCAAGCAUGGAAGCGGUGCAAGAGCAAACUGGAGGAGCUCAACUUUGAGUUCAGCACUCGUCCACUGCCCGAAAUGCACCCAGGCAAAUUCGAGAAGGAUCUCAAGGAUGGCUUCACCUAUGCGGAGGCCAAACAACGCCAAAAGGGCCGGCAACGGGCCGCCCGACAUCAGCGAGCCUUGGCUGAAAUGGAGGGUGCCUCCUUUGAGGAUUUCCCGAAAUCCUGGUCACAUGGGUAUUCCAAGCAAGUCCUGAAGCCGGGUUUCCUCGAAGAGAAGAACAAGGAGCGGGCCCGCCGAAAAGCUACAAAGGCCAACUAUCGAUCCGAUAGAUCACGCAGCACUCCACCACCUCGCCAGUCAGCUGCUCCAGCUGCUGCAUCCAACCAGGCUGAAGCUGAAAGCACGGCCAACUGGGAAGCAGGAAGUCAAUGGCACGACUGGCAAGCGAGACGCAGCAGUGAGUGGCAACGGCAUCAACCAGAUGUCACACAACGGAGAGAUGCAAAUGCCGCAGACGAUGACAACUGGGGCAACUGGACCAGAGAUGGGCAACGAGGCAGCAACCAAGAUGGCUGGUCCAGCUAUGACUAUGGAAACCAUCAGGUGAUGCCCAACAUCUCUGCAGGGCCCAGCUGGUCCUGGGUGCCCAAGGAAUUUGACUUAGAGAUUCAUCGUGCCACUCCUUUGAUAGACGACCAGAAGAACAUUUACGUUCAGUCCAUCGCAGGCCGUGUGCGAAAGCUGCGAGGAGUUGAUGGCGUAGAGCUUUGGUCCUUCUAUUCGGGCGAUCGCGGAGGUAUCCCAGGAGUUGCAGCCAUCGACGAUGACAAGAUCUUUUUCAUGACCCGCAAGGGAUAUUUCAUCGCGGUGGACCUUGAGACAGGAACUGAAGUCUUUUCCACGAAGAUUGCUGAGCUGAUCGACAGCACCACGGACUGUCUGUUGGUUCUGCAAGGCCUCGUGAUCUACGCCAUCGUCGAGCCCGUGCCUGCGGUGUAUCUGACAGGACACCUGCAUCUCCACGAGAUUGACUCCAACUUGGUGGUGGCCUUCAGUACGAAGGAUGGGUCGUUGAAAUGGAGAUUCCAACCCAAAAUGCCGCUGUACAACUUUCAAGCUUCCUCGAUCAACGAUGGAAGCUUCGUGUUUCAAGACCAAACUGGUGGCGUCUACCGCCUGGGAGUCGAUGAUGGCAAACUCCUGUGGUAUGGCGGACAGAUGGACCGUGGCAGCGCCACCACGGCUGCCGCAGUGAUCUCCGAGGGAAAGGUCUAUGCAGUGAGCAACCUUGGUGGUGGGAUGAAACCCGGGAUGAAAGAGGGGAAAGGGCUUCUGCAUGUGUACGACUAUGAGAGCGGCUUGCUCCUGUGGUAUCAGCUAUUGUGGUAUGAGGGCAACCAAGCCGUUGCUGUGGGCGAGAUCGCAGGGCAUCCUGGGAAAUCCUUGGUCCUGGGCAUGGGAAAGAAUCCCGGCGUGCCGUGGUUCAUGCUGAUGACUUUUUACAUUCCUGGAUGGCUGAUCCCAUGGACGGCGCCCUUGUACUACCUGAGCCUGCACUUUCCAACCUGGUUUGCGUCCAAACAAGGCCGAGCGAUAGUUGCAUUCAAUGCAGAGACUGGAGCCCUAAGGUGGGUAUGGGAGAUGGAGCCCUACCAGCAGAUGGCCGCCUCCGGAGACAACGAAAAGUUUGUGCCGAGAUUUCGGGAGUUUGUGUCCACCAACCCCAACAACGAACCAAUGUGUCUCCCUGACGCCAACGCUCAGCCGGUCAUCGAUGGUUCGGGGACGGCCUUUGUGCCCUUCCAGGACGGAAAGGUUUACGCCGUGCGCGAUGAGAAUGGUGAUGGCAGCAUCACGCCGAACGAGGUUCAGGUCCACCUGGUCGGCGAUGCGUUCCAAGCCUCAUCGGCCAUGGCACCGGGGAUGUUGGCGGUGCUGGACUGCGCUGGAAAGCUGGACGUCUUUGGAGGAUGAUGCAGUUUUUGGUGAAAA
Molecule: messenger RNA, 14496 nt
Organism: Cladocopium goreaui
Lineage: Eukaryota; Dinophyceae; Suessiales; Symbiodiniaceae
Source: the annotation of a GenBank genome assembly